Messenger RNA from Meloidogyne enterolobii, 295 nucleotides. NCBI's taxonomy places the organism in Eukaryota, Metazoa, Nematoda, Chromadorea, Rhabditida, Meloidogynidae. The record is from the annotation of a GenBank genome assembly.
UCAAUUGAAAAAGAUUCGUUCAAUGGAAGUUUCUUGGGCAUUGGGUGCUGGUUUUCAUCUUCUAAAUUCUUAUCAUGAAAAUAAAUUGAAAGAAUCUCGUGAUGAGAGGCAGCGACAAUUGAAAGAAGCUUUGGAACGUGAUCGUGAGGAUUUGGAAGCUCGACGCAAAGCAAUUGAAGAAAAAGAGGCAGCCACGGAUAAAAGAUUGGCCUCUUUGUCAACGCUGGCGAAGAUAUUUCAUUGGUUUAGUGAUUGGAUGACGCAUUUGCUCACAUCGCUUAAUUUGAUUUCAUGA